AUAUUUUAGACAAAGAUUAAAGGAGACGUGGGAGGGGUAAAACAAUAAUUUCUCGGGAGUGCAACAUGAAGUGUGUCUCUGCAAGUGUCACGUUAACUUGUCGGCACUGUGGAGAAGACAACAACGUUCUCUUUUGUUUGUUCACAUACAUCGUUUUAUAAACAGUCUUAUUCUUCUCUGUUCAACAAUAUGCCUCCUGUCCGAAUAUCUGUUUCUCCUUAAAUUCAAUUUGAGCUAAUGCUUUUGAGAAACCUUUGACACCAAGUAAAUUUUUUUUCUUUCUUAAACUAUUUUGUUUCAAAUCUUGGAGACAAGACUUCAAUCCAGUUUUCUAGGGAGAUCUUGAUCAGUUUUUAGGAAGGAUUUGCGGCUUUUUAUUUUUUUCCCUAGAAUCACACUAUUAGUAGUAUCUGAUAUGUAGUAUGAUUAGUCGAAUCUGAAGUUUUCAGGACAAUGGUACUGAGAGAUUUGCACCUCAAUAUGUACCCCCUAGUGAUUUGAUAUGCUCAUUGUUUGAAUAGUUAGUUUAUAUUUCCAUUCAGAUUUUGGUUGAGUGAAUUUUCAGAGUUGUAUAUCAGAAGGUGAUGGUUGUGCAACAAUGGGAAAGAAGAAGGGAUUAUUCACUAUAUUGAAAAGGAUUUUUAUUUCAGAAUCUCACUCAGAUAAGAAAGAGAGGAGAAGAAGAUGGACAUUUUGGAAGCUUAAGGUUAAUAAAAGAUUACCUUCCAUUACAGCACCUCCAGAGAACGGGACAAGACACGAGGAACACAAGGAGGAAAGUGUGUCAGACGUGGAUGAAGUCAGCCAAGUAUCCUGUAGUGGACAGUUAGAUUCCAUAGAAAAAAUAGUAACUGGUGAUCUGGUGGCCCAGUAUCAAAUGUUUCUAAACGGAGAGGAAGAAGUUCUUGCUUCUACUCGGAUUCAGACAGCUUUCCGAGGUUAUCUUGCAAGGAAAGCACUACGUGCGUUGAAGGGAAUAGUGAAGCUCCAAGCAUACAUUAGAGGUCGUUCCGUGAGACGCCAAGCAAUGACUACACUAAAACGGUUGCAAUCUGUUAUGAACAUUCAGUCGCAGGUCUGCGGUAAGCGAACACAACUUCCCCGAUGUAAUCAAAGAGAUUAUGACGAAGACUGCAAGAAGAUGUUCAGCGACAACAUACUCAAGGUGGACACAAACGGUCACAAGAGAUGGGACGAUAGUCUUUUAACAAAGGAAGAGGCCAAAGCCGUGGUCAUGAGCAAGAAAGAAGCUGAGCUAAGAAGGGAAAGGAUCAAAGAAUAUGCAGUCACCCACCGGAAAUCCGUAGAGUCGUACCAGAGACGGAGUAGCUGGUUGGAGGAAUGGGUAGGUAUACAAAGAACCAAGAGCAAGGAGCUUGAAGAUCUCAACUUGUCUUUAAAACCAAAACCAAAACCAAAGGAUGAGAUGCUGAACAAAACUCCAAGAAGAUUUUUGACUAAAAAUAAUAAUAAUCAUAGAAGACAAGUUUCGAUAAGUGAAGAGAAGGAACAGAACCCUGGUGGUGCGGUCGCUGUCGUUACACCAACUUAUAUGGUUGCAACAGAGUCAGCAAAGGCAAAGUCAAGAUCUCUCAUGAGCUCCCCGAGGAUAAGAUCGAGAAGUUUUGACACGCAGUUAGAGAGUUACUCCCCGUAUAAGAACAAGAUGUGCCUAAAGAGUUCGGUAAUGAAUCAUACGUUAUUAACAUCCUAUACAUAUGACUAGGGAUGUUGUCAUGGGCAAAAAAACCCGACCCGGCCCGAACCCGAAUUAAACCCGCCCAGAAAAUACCCUAAACUAAAAAACCCGAAAAAAUCCGGUAUCAUUAGGGUAACCCGCAAAAAACUCUAUAACUUUAGGAUACCCACGGGUAACCCGCGAAAAAUCCUCUCUAUAUUUUAAAUUUUUGUAGCUUUUUAGUUAAAGCUUUAUUAUAGUGUUAAAUUAAUUUAUAUGUAUUGAAUAUUUAAUUUUAAUCAUGUUUUGUAUACAAUUUGAUUAAUUUUCAAUUUGCAAAUUUACUUUCUGUAAAUAGUAACAAAUAAAAUUUUCAACAUUCAUAAUUUUCAAUUUGCAAACUUAUACUAUAUG
This is a messenger RNA of Brassica napus (rape), 2092 nucleotides long. RefSeq names its product protein IQ-DOMAIN 11. Gene Ontology annotation, molecular function: protein binding. Lineage: Eukaryota; Viridiplantae; Streptophyta; Magnoliopsida; Brassicales; Brassicaceae. Bases 599 to 1726 code for a protein of 375 amino acids. The transcript is spliced from 5 exons. The record is from RefSeq and is a predicted model, not a curated record.